AAGAGAAAAAACACAAAAGCCCUCUCCACAAAAACCCGCAACAUCUCCAGCCGAGCCCGAAUCCCACCCUCGUUCCUAUCGCCACCUCCGCGCCUCGACUCGCCGCGCCAAUGGAGGCCGCCGCCGCCGCCGCGCCAGCCAGAUCCGCGCUCCCCUUCCCUGGCCGCCUCGCCGCCGCCGCCCGCCCAGGACGCGCGCCGCUGCCCGCCCCGGCACGGCGCCUCGUCGCUCGGCCCCUUCGCGCGGCGGGGGAUGGCGCCGCCCACGCGGUGGAGGCCAAGGAGGCGCUCCCCAUCGAGAAAAGGUUCCCUCCCUUCCCGAGCGUCAUGGACAUCAACCAGAUCCGCGAGAUCCUGCCCCACAGGUUUCCAUUCCUUUUGGUUGAUAGAGUUAUUGAGUACAAGGCAGGAGAAUAUGCGGUUGGGAUCAAGAAUGUCACGAUAAAUGAUAAUUUCUUCCCUGGGCAUUUCCCAGAACGACCGAUUAUGCCUGGUGUUCUCAUGGUUGAGGCUAUGGCCCAGGUUGGGGGUCUGGUGAUGUUGCAGCCUGAGGUUGGCGGAUCUCGGGACAAUUUCUUUUUUGCAGGGAUUGACAAAGUGAGGUUCAGGAAGCCAGUAAUUGCUGGGGAUACCUUGAUCAUGAGAAUGACUCUGACCAAGUAUCAGAAAAGAUUUGGUCUUGCCAAGAUGGAAGGAAAAGCUUAUGUUGGUGGCGACCUAGUAUGUGAGGGCGAGUUCCUCCUGGUUAGCGCAACCGAAUAGUGCGAAGGGCACCUAGUAUUGUGUGAUUCUCUUGUAGAAUCAUGAUUAGAAUGGGAUGAGGUCCAUUGCUUGAGGAAGUUAGGUUCUGAACUGAACUUGCGGCAUUUGAGGCUAUCUUUUUAUUUACCUGUUAGGUACUUAGGUGCGUUGAGUCCAAAUGUCCAAAGCGCUAUAUGUUAAGUUCAGGCGAUUAAUUCUGCAAACCUGGCUGUGUGCUGUUGUAAACUUGUAAUACAUGAUACAAUCUCUUCCAUACAAUUUCAUGAAAUAAACAAUGCUUGUUGGGUUGUGCUUA
This is a messenger RNA of Oryza brachyantha (malo sina), 1056 nucleotides long. RefSeq names its product 3-hydroxyacyl-[acyl-carrier-protein] dehydratase FabZ-like. The record is from RefSeq and is a predicted model, not a curated record. NCBI's taxonomy places the organism in Eukaryota, Viridiplantae, Streptophyta, Magnoliopsida, Poales, Poaceae. Bases 111 to 761 code for a protein of 216 amino acids. Gene Ontology annotation, molecular function: hydro-lyase activity. Gene Ontology annotation, biological process: fatty acid biosynthetic process. The transcript is spliced from 4 exons.